Vitis vinifera (wine grape) is the source of this 1815-nucleotide messenger RNA. Its product is annotated as BAHD acyltransferase DCR. NCBI's taxonomy places the organism in Eukaryota, Viridiplantae, Streptophyta, Magnoliopsida, Vitales, Vitaceae. The record is from RefSeq and is a predicted model, not a curated record. The coding region runs from base 30 to 1811 and encodes 593 amino acids. The transcript has 2 exons. Gene Ontology annotation, biological process: defense response.
UCCUCUAUUUUUCCCUUGUUGUCCCUUCCAUGGCUAGUCGCUACGAGCUAGAGCUGAUUAUCUCCUCCGCCAAAGACCUGAAGAAUGUGAACAGGCGUCACGGCUCUCUGAAGCCAUACGUCGUAGUUUGGGUGGAUCCUGCGGCCAAGCUCUCCACCAAAGUCGACAACGAAGGCGACACCUCUCCUGGCUGGAACGAGACUCUACUCAUUCCGGUCCCCUCCCGGAUCGAAGACUCCACACUCUACCUCGACGUCGUCCAUUUCAAAGCCGAUGACGAAGACGACACCAAGCCGGUCGUCGGCUCCGCUCGCCUCUUCCUCCCCCACGUGGUCGACGAAGUCGGCUUCGGAGCCCAGGCCAUCCGCACUCUCGAGCUCCACCGCCCCUCCGGCCACCCUCAGGGAAAGGUGGAAGUUAAGGUCUCCGUGAGAGAUCCGCGCUACCGUGCGCCUGAGUCCGCCUACGCCACUCCAUGCGUAGAUCAAGUUGUGAAGAAGGAGGAAGCUGAGGUUGUGAAGGUGGCUGUCCAUGGAAAAUCCCACAUCAUGCCCACUAAGAAGCUAGGAAGAAGAGAGUGUCAAUUGGUCACAUUUGAUCUCCCAUAUUUGGCCUUUUACUAUAACCAAAAACUGUUAUUCUACAAGGGGUGUGACUUUGAGGACAUGGUGGGUAAAUUGAAGGAUGGGUUAGGGGUAGUUUUGGAAGAGUUUUAUCAGUUGGCUGGGAAGCUAGAGAAGGAUGAAGAUGGGGUCUUUAAGGUCGUGUAUGAUGAUGAAAUGGAGGGUGUAGAAGUGUUGGAAGCAAGUGCUGAUCAUGUCAGUGUCUCUGAUCUAAUGGAUGUGGAGAGCACAAGCAUGAUGAAAGAUAUGCUGCCACACACCCAAGUCUUGAACUUUGAGGGUCUUCAUAAACCCCUCCUCGUCCUACAGUUCACCAAGCUAAGAGAUGGCCUCGCAAUGGGAUGCGCGUUCAACCACGCUGUCCUCGACGGUACCUCCACGUGGCACUUCAUGAGCUCGUGGGCCGAAAUCUGCAGUGGAGCCGACUCCAUCUCCGUCCCACCGUUCCUCGACCGCACCAAAGCGCGCAAAACGCGCGUGAAGUUCGACCUCCCCCUCGACCCCACAGCCGCCAAUCCAAGCGGCACGUCGGAGCCGCCGCCGCUUCUCCGCGAGCGCAUCUUCCGAUUCUCGGAAUCUCAAAUCAACCGGGUCAAGUCAACGCUCAACAAAACCCCAUCUGACGGCUCCAGACCCUUCUCCUCCUUCCAAUCGCUCUCCACGCACGUGUGGCUCGCGGUGACACGCGCUCGCCAACUCAAACCCGAGGACGUCACCGUCUACACCGUCUUCGCCAACUGCCGCAAGAGGGUCGACCCUCCCAUGCCGGAGUCCUACUUCGGCAACCUGAUUCAAGCCAUCUUCACCGUCACCGCAGCCGGACUCCUCUACGCAAACCCGCCGGAGUUCGCGGCGGCAAUGAUUCAAAAAGCGAUCGUAACGAACGACGCGAAAGCCAUCAACGAACGCAACGAUAAGUGGGAGAGCAACCCAAUAAUAUUCCAGUUCAAAGACGCCGGAGUGAACUGCGUUACGGUGGGAAGCUCGCCGAGGUUCAAGGUGUACGACGUGGACUUUGGGUUUGGGAAGCCGGAGAGGGUGAGAAGUGGAUCGAACAACAAAUUUGACGGAAUGGUGUAUUUGUAUCAGGGGAAGACCGGGGGAGGAAGCAUUGACGUUGAGAUAACGUUGGAGGCUGGUACAAUGGAAAGGUUGGAGAAGGAUAAGGAGUUUCUAAUGGAGGUUUAGGUGU